GCAACCUGACGGAGCUGUUUGGGGAGUUUCGAACGGGGAAGACGCAGCUUUGCCACACCUUAGCUGUGACUUGCCAGCUGCCGGUGGAGCAGAGCGGCGGGGAAGGGAAGUGUUUGUGGAUUGACACUGAGGGCACUUUUCGGCCCGAAAGAAUUGUGGCGAUUGCCAAGAGAUUUGGACUCGACCCCAACGACUGUCUCGAUAAUAUUGCCUACGCAAGGGCCUACAACUGCGAUCACCAGCUGGAGUUGCUGGCGCAGGCAGCCGCGAUGAUGAGCGAGUCGCGGUUCGCGCUGCUGGUGGUGGACAGCGCCACUGGGCUGUACCGCUCGGAGUUCUCCGGCCGCGGCGAACUGGCGGCUCGACAAAGUCAUUUGUGUCGUUUUUUGCGGAGUUUGCAGCGGCUGGCGGACGUGUUUGGGGUGGCGGUGUUGGUGAGCAACCAGGUGGUGGCUCGGGUGGACGCCUUCAGCAGCAGCAGCAGCAGCAGCGGCUGCGGCGACAAACUCCCCAUUGGAGGCCAUAUAAUGGCCCAUGCCAGUCAAACUCGACUUUAUCUCCGAAAAGGAAGAGCAGAAAGCCGCAUUUGCAAAGUCUACGACAGCCCCAGCUUGCCCGAGGGCGAGGCGGUCUUCGCCAUCGGCGAGGGCGGCAUCGGCGACUACGAGGAAACCUGA
Molecule: messenger RNA, 677 nt
Organism: Eimeria necatrix
Lineage: Eukaryota; Apicomplexa; Conoidasida; Eucoccidiorida; Eimeriidae
Product: DNA repair protein, putative
Exons: 3
Biological process (GO): DNA recombinase assembly; mitotic recombination; reciprocal meiotic recombination
Cellular component (GO): condensed nuclear chromosome
Molecular function (GO): DNA strand exchange activity; double-stranded DNA binding; ATP-dependent DNA damage sensor activity
Source: RefSeq, a predicted model, not a curated record